CUCCAUUCAAUUCGUGACCCUCGCUGUCGCAGACCAUAAUGCUGGGGCAGCUCCGAGGGAGGAUCUGAACUUUGUGUCUCCCUUCAUAUUCCUCUCUCUGGUUCUCUCUCCCGUAACUAAGAGUUACGAGAUACACUAUGGAGAACCAAACGCCUCGAAGAGCUUCUGCAUCCGCAACGCAGAUUUACCUGCUAGCAUACAAUGCCAUCUGCCUCGGCCUGUGGUCCGUCAUAACCCUCCGAGCCGUUUUCCUCAUUCCCACGCUGUUCGCUCUCGGAAAGCCUCAGGGUCUUCUCGACGCUCUCUUCCCCUUUCUCAAAUGGACCCAGACCAUAGCCCUCCUCGAAAUCCUCCAUGCCGCCGUCGGCCUCGUCCGGGCCAGCCCCAUUACAACCGCAAUGCAGGUCGCGUCGCGGAUAUUACUGGUCUGGGUUGUUCUAGACAUGUUUCCAGAGAUCGUCUCGACGACAAACAGCUUUGGGAAGUCGGUACCGGGGUCGACAUCUGGGCCGAUAGCUUUUGCGGGGAUCUUGAUGGCUUGGGGAACCACAGAAGUCAUUCGAUAUGGGUUCUUUGUGUGGAAGGCAGCCAUAAGUGAAAGAGUUCCUGCUGGCCUCACGUGGCUCCGAUACAAUACCUUUUUUGUCCUGUACCCCAUUGGCAUCUCCAGCGAGUGUCUGCUCAUGUACCUGGCUUUGACGCCGGCAGCGAAACAAGGACAGCGGCUCGAUUUGCUGUUGAAGACUGUCCUACUCAUCUACGUGCCAGGGAGCUAUAUUCUCUACACUCAUAUGAUGGCUCAGCGGCGCAAAGUCAUGAAGGGCAAAGGAAAAUCUGCUUGAGACACGCAUUAGCUGCAGGGAAUGCUUGAUUGAUGGCACACGGGGCUUGAGAGGCUCAUGCAUCUGGGAAUACAGCCUUUAGACAAUCUUCAGGCCGGGAAUCAACCAAUGACUGAUGCAAAGACAUGUUCAGACCAAACCAGUGCUUCAAUGCCUUAGGCGGAAGGCGUUGUUCCAAGUCAGUUGCGAGAUAAGGAGUGCAAGGAUUCAAUGCGCAAAGGACACCGCCACCUCAUGGACUCGGAUGAGAAUGCCGUUCCUGCAGAUCGGCUUCGACCUCGAAACCAAUGUCCCUCGCGUCUCGGAUGGUCAGACAGAGUUAUAUGACAAGGAAUGGAUAGGAGAUCAAGUUAAUAGCCCCAGAGUCAGAGCCUAUGGCGGCGUCCAUGUGUUAUUGUUCUCCGACUUCGCAUGCUCUCAGAGCUUACGUGGCACUCACCAGAGUGUGUCGCUUCUAUAGCCACUUACCAUCCGCUCUCAACACGCUCGCCUCCUCCG
Cladophialophora immunda is the source of this 1340-nucleotide messenger RNA. RefSeq lists its product as uncharacterized. Gene Ontology annotation, cellular component: endoplasmic reticulum membrane. Lineage: Eukaryota; Fungi; Ascomycota; Eurotiomycetes; Chaetothyriales; Herpotrichiellaceae. The record is from RefSeq and is a predicted model, not a curated record. Gene Ontology annotation, molecular function: 3-hydroxyacyl-CoA dehydratase activity. The transcript has a single exon. Gene Ontology annotation, biological process: sphingolipid biosynthetic process; very long-chain fatty acid biosynthetic process; fatty acid elongation. The coding region runs from base 138 to 842 and encodes 234 amino acids.